AUGCCCACCUGGCAAGAAAAAACCGAAAUCAAACGACUCGCCGCCGCGUCGAAAAUCCCCUCCGAAUGGCGUCUCCCUGACUCCACCCUCUCCGCACUUAGCACGGACUCCAACGUCCUCGACAUCCCACGCACCAGCGGGUUAUUGUCCCCGCGGGAACUAACCAUCACCGAGACAGAAGAUGCCACCAUUUUACUCUCGAAGCUCACCGCGCGGGAAUACACUGCCGUAGAAGUGACUACAGCAUUCAGUAAACGGGCCGCGAUCGCCCAACAGCUCGUCUGCUGUCUCACGGAGACAUUUUUCGACGAAGCGCUCGAACGAGCCCGUUUUCUCGACGACCAUCUCGCCCGCACAGGCAAGACCGUGGGCCCACUGCACGGGCUACCUAUUAGUCUGAAAGACUCGUUCAAUGUGAUCGGUCAACAUACCACGUUAGGGUUUGUUUCGUUUCUCGAGAACCCGCCACAGAGUCGGAACUCGGCCGUCGUGGAGAUCUUGCUGGCAGCAGGGGCGGUGCUUUACGUGAAGACGAACAUCCCGCAGACGAUGAUGACCGCGGACUCACAUAACAAUGUAUUUGGGCGGGUGCUGAAUCCGCAUCAUAGGAAUCUGACGGCGGGGGGCAGUACCGGCGGCGAAGGGGCGUUGGUGGCGAUGAGGGGGUCCAUUCUAGGCGUGGGCACCGAUGUGGCGGGCUCGAUUCGCAUCCCGGCGCUGUGCUGCGGGCUGGUGGGCUUUAAGCCGAGUGUCGGGAGGGUGCCGUAUGGGGGGCAGACCUCCCCGGGGAGGCCCGGGUUGGCAGGCGUCGCGCCCGUGGCGGGUCCCUUGUGUCAUUCGGUUCGCGAUGCUGAGAUGCUGCUGCGUGUUAUCACGGAGGGACACCCGGAGGAUCUCGAUGAUAUUGCUCUUCCGAUCCCCUGGCGUGCGUUGCCUGACCGAUCCGAACCAUUGACGAUCGGUCUGCUCCAUGAGGACCAGGCAUAUCCGCUUCAUCCGUCCAUGCAUCGCGCUUUGACGCAGGCAGCGGCGAAGCUGGCCGCAGCAGGACACACCAUCAUCGACCUGUCCGGAAAGACGCCCUCGCUGGUGGACAUCGCGCGCCUGACUUUCCAGUAUUUCGGCAUGGACCCUGACAAGACCCUCUUCUCGCAUAUCCUGCGCGGUGAGGAGCCGUUCAUUCCGUCGCUCGCGGUGAUAGGGACGGGUGGGGGAGUGGAAAUGCCGGAGCCCACGUUGCGCAAUCUUUAUGAUAUGAACACGAAGCGGAUCGAGCUGGCAGAGGCGAUGAGAACGGCCUACGUGGAGACUAAGGUGGACGUUAUCCUGACUCCCGGGUUUCAGAGCUGUGCGGUGCCGCAUGAUACGUACGAUAACGGACUAUAUACGACGAUGGCGAAUUUGUUGGAUUAUCCCGCAUGCAUACUUCCUUUUGGCCAAGCUGAUGAAAAGGCUGAUGCGCCGUUCGUCAGGGAUAUCGAUUACAAGCCACCUUAUAAACCAGCAGAUAUCGAAGGCGCCCCUUGCCACGUCCAGAUUGUCGGGCGGCGAUUAUUGGAUGAGAAACUUGCGCAGAAUGUUCGACAAAUUGAGCAGAUCUUGAAGGCUUAG
Molecule: messenger RNA, 1611 nt
Organism: Aspergillus affinis
Lineage: Eukaryota; Fungi; Ascomycota; Eurotiomycetes; Eurotiales; Aspergillaceae
Product: putative general amidase
Exons: 3
Coding region: 1-1611 (536 amino acids)
Source: RefSeq, a predicted model, not a curated record